This is a messenger RNA of Psammomys obesus (fat sand rat), 1577 nucleotides long. RefSeq names its product beta-1,4-N-acetyl-galactosaminyltransferase 2 (gene B4galnt2). Bases 16 to 1533 code for a protein of 505 amino acids. The record is from RefSeq and is a predicted model, not a curated record. Gene Ontology annotation, molecular function: hexosyltransferase activity. Lineage: Eukaryota; Metazoa; Chordata; Mammalia; Rodentia; Muridae. Gene Ontology annotation, biological process: UDP-N-acetylgalactosamine metabolic process; UDP-N-acetylglucosamine metabolic process. Gene Ontology annotation, cellular component: Golgi membrane. The transcript has 11 exons.
CCCGAGCGAGCGGCGAUGACUCCCAGCUACUCCAGGUUUCUGUGGCUCCUCAAGCUGUCAGUCACCAUCCUGGGACUCGUUAUCGUUCUGUUGAUGUUCGUAAGUGUGUCCCUUCAGGCCAACUUCAACAUGUUCAAGCCAGAGAUCCCGAAGCCUGCGUGGGACCCAGUGCUGAGACUUCUACCAGAGGCACAGCUGAGGGAGCUCUUUACCUACAGUGGCAUCUGGCUCUUCCCUAAGAAUCAGUGCGACUGUGACUCCGGCCACCUGCAAAGAAAAUAUAAUUUUCAGGAUGCCUAUAACCAGAAUGACCUCCCAGCCGUGAAUGCCAGGAGACAGGCGGAAUUUGAACACUUUCAGAGGAGAGAAGGGCUGCCCCGCCCACCACCUCUGCUGGCUCCGCCCAACCUCCCCUUCGGGUACCCGGUACACGGCGUGGAGGUGAUGCCGCUGCACACAGUCCUCAUCCCAGGCCUCCGGUAUGAAGGGCCAGAUGCCCCAGUCUAUGAGGUCACCCUGAGAGCGUCUCUGGGGACACUGAACACCCUUGCUGACGUCCCAGAAAACGUGGCACAGGGCAGAGGCCAGAAGCAGCUGACCAUCUCCACCAGCGACCGGAGGGUCCUGAAUUUUGUCCUUGAGCACGUGACGUACACCAGCGCAGUGUACCAUCUCCGCAAGGUGGACGUGGUGAGUUUGGAGUCCAAGUCCUCAGUGGUCAAGUUUCCAGUCACCAUCAACCAGCCAGUUGUACCCAAGUUGUAUGACCCUGGACCUGAGAGGAAGCUCAGAAACCUGGUGACCAUUGCCACCAAGACUUUCCUCCGUCCUCACAAGUUUAAGAUCCUGCUUCAGAGCAUUCGAAAAUAUUACCCAGACUUAACCGUGAUUGUGGCCGAUGACAGCAAGCAGCCCCUGGAAAUUAAAGAUGACUAUUUGGAAUAUUACCCCAUGCCCUUUGGAAAGGGCUGGUUUGCUGGUAGGAACCUGGCCAUCUCACAGGUGACCACCAAAUAUGUCCUCUGGGUAGACGAUGACUUUCUCUUCAACAACAACACCAAGAUUGAGGUGCUGGUGGAUGUCCUGGAGAAAACUGAACUGGAUGUGGUGGGCGGCAGCGUGCAGGGGAACACUUUCCAGUUCAGGCUGUUGUUGGAACAGAGUGAGAAUGGAGACUGCCUUCACCAGAGGUGGGGAGGGUUCCGGGCCCUGGACGGCUUCCCGGGAUGCACGGUGACCAGCGGUGUUGCGAACUUCUUCUUGGCUCACACAGAACAACUCCGAAGAGUUGGUUUUGAUCCCAUCCUGCAAAGAGUGGCUCACUCAGAGUUCUUUAUUGACGGGCUGGGGAGUCUGUUGGUGGGCUCAUGCAAGGACGUGACUGUAGAGCACCAAACACGGACGCCAGCAAAAGAUCCAGCGCUGGCUGCCUUGGAGAAGUCUUACAGCACUUACCGAACCAACAGCAAUUCUCAGGUCCAAUUCAAGCUUGCGCUCCACUACUUCAAGAACCGUCUCCUGUGCUCCACUUGAAGGUGCAAGGACAGGAAGUCCAAAUAAACACACUGGCUGCUGGC